CAUGACCUCUUCCCUCAGAUGAGCUGCACAAGAGAAAUGAAAUCAUCGCCACCAUGACCAGAAGGUUAAAGCUCCUUGAGACUCAGCAGAGUGACCGCAAGAUGACCCUUGAGAAUACACAGCAGAAACUGCAAGAGCUGUCGCGGAAGGCUUCUGAGACCUCGCAUCACUGCCAGGCCCUUGAGGAGAAAAACAAGGUCCUCAGUUGCUCCGUGGUGGAACUGUCGAAUAAGGUGGGUCAGCUGCAGGCCAGAGAGCAGGAGCUGCUCACCAUGCUGAAGCUGAAGGAUAAUGAUAUACUUGAAGCAAGCAAUCACAUUACUGAAUUUACAUGUAAAUUUAAAACAUUAGAAAAUGCUCUUCGUGCAGCAAAGAUGGAAGAAUCAAGCAUCCACAGGGAAAAGCGGGAUUUUAAACUGAGGCUGAAGGAACUUAUGUUGGAAACAAGCAAAUUAAAAGGUGAUCUCAGUGAAAAAACAAAAGAAAACAAUGAGCAGAGGGAGGAGAUCAUACGCCUCAAACAAGAAAAUGAUUAUUUGAAUACUGAAUUGAUGCUUAGUGCUGAGAGAGCAAGCAGAAAAGACCAGCUCCUCCAGUCUGCGAAAUCUAAACAACUACGGACUGAUACGGAACUGAGCAAUUUGCGGCAGAUCUACGUGAAGCAGCAGCGGGAUCUGCAGUUUCUGCAUUUCAACUUGGAGAGCUCACAGGACAUGAAGCCGAAACCCGAGGAGGAGGGACAUGAAGUGAGCAGAGGGAUGGUUUUGUCAGAUCUCGAGAGCAGCAGCGACCGAGACACAGUCUGUAGUGAAACCAGUGAGAGGAAGCCCACCUGGUUUGUGUCGGCCCCCAGCUGCAGCUUGACAAGGACCUGCCAGGCAUGCAGGGCCGAGAGUAGGUGGCCAGCGGGGACCGAGGUGAGACAGCCGGCAAGCUUGGAUCCGUUCCAGGAAGGGCCGGCUCACGGGGCCAGAGCUCUGCACGGGGAGGAGUCGAAGCAGAGCGGCUCCGUGCACGUGCAGGACACCAGCGGCAGGCCGGCCUCGCAGUCGGAGGGCCCGUGGAAGGCCGAAGACCGGGAGGCGGCCUGGGCCACGGCGCUACCGAUGCAUGAGCACUGGCUCCAGCUGCCUCCCUCGAGCUGCGGCGGGGGAGAGCCGGGCCCUGCCGGGUCCUGGGGCCGGCCAGGUCCCGGCGAGCCCCGCAGUCCGGCUGAAGCGCUGGAAUCGGGCUGUGGCUCCCGCAGCUCCCUGCGCAGAGUCACACCGUGCCUGUCAGUGAGCGACCAGGAGUGGAUGCGGAUUUUCAAGCCUGUCCAAGGGGAAGGAGGCGUGUGGUGCAGAGCUUUCUCCAGUAGUCCGCAAGCAGCUCGUGGCAUUCAAAGUGCCAAGUCGAAAAGCGACCAUGACAUCGGCCUGAAUUUUUGGGACGUGGAUGCUCCGUGCUUGACGUCGACACAGAAAACGAGCGAGCCCAAGAAGCACAAGACAUUCCUCGACACCGAGGUCCCCUUGGAGCUCCUGGGGGCGUCACACAUCCAGGAAGCCAGCGAGAGUGGCCACCCCUCCAUCCACCACGAUUCCUGCUCGCCCGCCAGCAAGCUGCAGCGGCUUUUGGCACAGUCCCGGCAGAUGGUAGCAGACUUGGACCUCAGCAACCUGCUCGGUGCCAGCCCUGGCCGCGGCCCCAACGGCAGCCUUCACAUGGCUGUGGAAUGUUCUGAAAUGCUGAGCAAAGGAAGACUGCCCGUUGCAGAAGAAAGCGAGACGCAGCUCUCUCUCUUCUCUCUAUGACCUCAGCUGUCCCUGCAUUUUGCUCACAAGAGCAGAGAAAAUAUCGUUGUAAGUGCACCAUUCCUGAGGAUGCGAGAUUGAUGGUGGUGUGGUCAGCAUCAGUGGAUGAUCCCCCAACCUUCUCCUGCAGCUUGUAUAAAACCCUGAAAACCUCAUGAGCGAGCCAAGUCAAAUAUCUGGGACUAAAUGGUGGGAUUCAUUUCCUAAUCGUUUUUAAAAAAACCAGCUAGAAUUAUGCUAAACCAUAAAAACGACCAUGUAGCACAUCUCUAGUUAAAUUAAUUGGUAAUGUGUUUUUAGAAGGUUAUUUAAAUAUGCAAUUGGCUCAUUCAAACAUGAUUUUUAAAAAUAAUUGAGGAAUACAUUUUCUGGGCAUUUCUCUGUUUUUGUACAUCAGAUUUUACAAAUAUUUUUAUAUUUACACCAUUAAGACUAAAGUGUUCUUUUUUAUUCAGUGUCUUCUCCACUGUAUCUAGUCAUCUCUUCCAUUAUCUUUGAAGUGUUUCUGAACGGUGUAGUAACAAAGGAACAGUCUACACUUGGUUGAAAAAUAUGUGUGAGCGAUUGUUUGCAAUCGGGAGAAAAGCUUUGGGUGCACAAGAAGUUCUUCUGUGCAGGUCCAAUCGAAAUCAGCCAGAGCGAUGCUCUUGCAGAGCUCCUGUCUGUGCAGAAGAGCUUCUUGCCAGACGCUGCCCCUGUGCUUGACGCUUCAGCGACUGCUUGUAACAGGAAAGAGUAACUUGCAGACUAUUCUUAUCUUAAAACAGUAUUUUUAUUACAUGCAUCUUUGUCUUUUCUGCUCCGUUUAUCUCUGUGUAAUUGACAAUAUUUUGACUAUCAUGGUAUAACCUGCGCUAAUAAACACGAUGUUUCUUUUUUUAGACUU
Molecule: messenger RNA, 2679 nt
Organism: Varanus komodoensis (Komodo dragon)
Lineage: Eukaryota; Metazoa; Chordata; Lepidosauria; Squamata; Varanidae
Gene: CCDC62
Product: coiled-coil domain containing 62
Exons: 11
Coding region: 54-1793 (579 amino acids)
Source: RefSeq, a predicted model, not a curated record